Syngnathus acus (greater pipefish) is the source of this 1396-nucleotide messenger RNA. RefSeq lists its product as uncharacterized. The coding region runs from base 95 to 1276 and encodes 393 amino acids. The record is from RefSeq and is a predicted model, not a curated record. The transcript is spliced from 4 exons. Lineage: Eukaryota; Metazoa; Chordata; Actinopteri; Syngnathiformes; Syngnathidae.
AAAAAAAAAAAAAAAACCUUGACCUUGUAUAUAAUGUUCCCAGGUCGCUGGCCGUGUGCAUGAGUCGUCGCCUUUGUCCUCAUCUUCCAGAUAUAUGGCGAUGCUGCGUAGGCACCUGGUGGUGGCGCUGUUGGUCGUCUUGUCAGCGAGGGCCGCUGCAGUGGAUCCGAACACACUUGCCAAACUAGUCAAUGACAUGCUCCGCAAGUUCCAGGUACAUAGCGGUUUGCCCAUGUUCAGUAUGGCCGUGAGCAUCCCGCCCGGCGUCGUUCCAGGUUCAUACGACCUCAGUCGAGUCCAAGAGUUGGAUGUGAAGAAAACCAUCUUGGACUGCAACGUGUACGAGGGCAACAAUGUGUUGGCCGCAACCGUUCUGAGGUGGCCCGACGUGGCGAUGCAAUGUCCCAGGGCGCAGGUGCCGUGGCAGGAUGUUCUGAGAGCGUGCCGGCAGGAGUCCAUGACGUGGCACGACGUGGCCAUGAAGUGCCCCGGUGCUGUGAAAGACGGCCAGUCGGACCACGCCGAAUACCGGGUCCUCGAGAAGUUCAGCGCCUGGGCUACGAAUAAGGAUAAGUCGGGUCUGUUGGUGUUCUAUGUGUACACGACACCCUGCGAAGCGCGCUGCGCCAAAAGAAAUAACGCCUUGAGCAUCCUCAGAAUGCUACAGGGCAUCCAGGGAUGGAAUGAACACGUGCUCGUCUUCUCCAAAUUAGUGAAACCUAAAAGCGGUACCUCCAUACCCGUCGACAGGCUGAAAAGAGCCCUAUCCGACAUGGGGAAACAUAUAGGCGGCCUGGAAAAUAUCUUUCGCUGUCAGUUUGCCAGCGGUGCCAUGACGUGCAGCAGUUGCUCCACCUUGGGGCAGAUCUCCCCUCAAUGCUACUUGGACGAAGGCGACUUGGAGGGAGUAGGGCAGCCAAGUGGGGCGCAAGGGCCAGUGGGAGGCCAAGGUGUGAUUGGCACGGAGGGACAAGGAGGUAGAGGAGCAGGAGGGUGGGCGCAAAGAGUAGGAGGGGCAGAAGACGAGUGGCAAACAGUGGGGCAAAGAAGAGGUGGAAAUGGGCCAACGCGAGGGCAACAUCAGAGGGGCAAGGUGGCGGUGGGGCGGGCCGAGGACAAACAGGAAAUGGGGCUGCUCAAGGGCAACCCGGGUGGUGGCAAGGUGGCGGUGGGGCGGGACGAGGGCAACACUGGUCGGGGCAAGGUGGGAAUGGGGCAGGAGAAAGAGGAAGAUGGGCCUGAGGUUGUUGAUGACCAACAACUCUUUGUUUGCUAAAUGAUAAGCUUAAGCUGGCAUUAGCACGCUAACGUGACUGAUAUAUAAUGCAAGAAAAUGAUGUAAAAAACAAACAAAAAAAACGACUUGCUCAUCAUUAAAGCUUUAUUUUCACGCCUU